AUGUCGCGUGCUUUUCCCUUUACUGUCUUGUUUCUGGCAGUGGCGGCUAGAGCAGUCGUGAGCCCGGGUACAUUGAAUUCCGACAUAUCGAUUCUUAUUCACAAUGACUUGUUGGAAAGUUCUAGCCCCCAUGCUGGGUCCGGUAUGCUCUUACUGGAUGCGAUGCCGCUGCAGCAAGCCAUGAACAGUUGCAACAGCCUUGGAGAGUCACUGUGGGAUUCAAAUUCAGGAUUCGAAAACAUCCAAAGUGAUUUGGACUAUAUUGUCUUGCAGGAGAGAUACAAACAUGACCAGAGAUACUGGAUUGCUCCUGUUCGUGGUACACCGUCCAGCGUGGAUGUGAGCGGCCAUGUGAGGAAAGCCUCUGCAAAUGAGCGUCUGCCAGUGCUAUGUACACAGACUGCUCCUUACUCUACGCCCGAUAUCAAGGAUACAAACACCACUUGGCAGGUCACGGUCAACUCAAACAAUCAGUACCUCACUGGUUUCCGUGAUCGGUCUACCUUUCGCUUCUUUGGCAUCCGGUAUGCCAAACAGCCAAAGCGAUGGACCUACUCCAAAUCAUAUGAAGGACGCGGCGAUCAUGCCUCUGCUCUUGACUUCGGUUCUGAGUGUGUACAGGGCUCGGAUGGUUCAGAAGAUUGCCAUUUUCUCAACGUCUGGACCCCAUAUCUCCCCAACCCAAAGGCGAACCCCCGCGAUAAACUGAAGCCAGUGAUGUUCUGGAUUCACGGUGGUGCAUUCACUAGUGGUACAGGUAGUGAUUCUACCUUUGACGGAGGCAAUCUUGGGUCUCGGGGCGACGUGGUCGUUGUCACUAUCAAUUACCGACUGGGCACCUUGGGUUUCUUAGCUUUGAAUGACGGUAUCACUAAGGGAAAUUACGGAUUAGCAGACCAAAUUACCGCACUUGAGUGGGUUCGUCGGAAUAUCCAGGAUUUCGGUGGUGAUCCAGAUCGAAUUACCAUUUUCGGUCAAUCGGCAGGAGCGGGAUCAGUGCGGGCAUUGCUGGCAUCGCCCAAAGCUCGAGGCAAGUUUGCAGCUGCUAUUAUGCAAAGCAAUCUCGGAGGCCUGGCAUAUGGAACAACAUACUCAAAGUACUACACCAUUGAGCAGGAGGUGGAAGUUGUUGGAAAUGCCAUUCUGAAGGAAGCAAAUUGCGUGCAUGCUAGUUCACAGCUUGACUGUCUACGAGCCCUUCCUGCUACAACUAUCUCCACGCUCAGCGAUUCAGCUCGCUACCUUGUGGUGGAUGGAGAAUACCUCCAAAGCUCUGAACUGGAUCUGACAAGUCGAGAGUCUACUGCGAGUGUACCUCUGAUGCUAGGCACAACGAGAGAUGACGGUGCAGCCAUGAUUGGCUAUCCCAAAGCAGGAGAAACAAUCAAUCAGUUCCUGAACGAAUCCGGCCUGCCAUCAACAAUAGCCCCGAGUCAAUCAUACCCGGUACCGUCGGGCUCUAACCAGACACUGGACAUCUUCAACACAACGGCGCGAGUAGCUACUGACGGAAUGUUCCGCUGCGUCGAUCAAGCAACCGCAUACGCCGGAUUCAACAACCACAUAUUCCCAGAAGUAUUCUUCUACGAGUUCAACCGUACCUACCAGAUGCCCGGCUGGUCACCGAAUCCUCCUCUGUGCGAAGCACCAAAGACAGCUGACUAUCCCAACGGUGAUCCAAGCAAAGAAUACUUCAAGUGUCACUCUGGAGAACUCUAUUACGUGUUUGGAAAUGUGGUACGCCAGGGCCUUGCACUGAGAGAUGGAUAUGAUCUGCCCUUCCAGCAGUUUGUGCUGGACUCUUGGGCUAGUUUUGCUCGGACGUUCAAUCCGACGCCGGAUGCGAAGUAUACGAAAGCAAGGGGGUAUGUCAAUACUACUCGACAGGUUGAGGUGGCUGGAUCGUGGACUCCUUUUAAGAACGGUAGCUAUAAGCUCCGGCGCUUGCAGUGGCCGUCUUCUAUGGUGGAUUUGGAUGAGACUGAGCAGUGUCGCACGUUGAAUCUGCCUCUGACUUAUUACGAUUAA
Penicillium subrubescens is the source of this 2028-nucleotide messenger RNA. RefSeq lists its product as uncharacterized. NCBI's taxonomy places the organism in Eukaryota, Fungi, Ascomycota, Eurotiomycetes, Eurotiales, Aspergillaceae. The transcript is spliced from 3 exons. The record is from RefSeq and is a predicted model, not a curated record. The coding region runs from base 1 to 2028 and encodes 675 amino acids.